ACUGAUCAAUAGUUGUCGGAAAUCAGUCAGAAUGAAAUCAAUUAUAUUAAUUGUUGCUUUCGUUGUUUACGCAGUUGCUGACGACAAUGCAACGCAAGAAGCUGUCGUUGUGCCUUCAGUUAACUACACGAGAUCCCCCAUGAGAAUUGUUGGCGGUUCGCCAGCUUUAAGUCAUCAAUUUCCAUGGCAAGCUUCUGUCACUUCGUGUUCUGGUCGAACAUGUUCUCUUUGUGGAGGAUCUCUAAUCACGAGAAAGCAUGUUUUGACAGCAGCACAUUGCACACGAGGUUUGUCGAGUUUCACAAUUGGCUUGGGUUCGAACAGGAGAAAUCAACCUGCUGUUAGUGUAGUAGCAAAAAGCAAAAAGGAACAUCCAAAUUAUAAUCCACAAUCUUUGGCGAAUGAUGUUUCGAUCAUUACAUUGUUAACAAGCGUUAAUUUGAACAAUCAAGUGAAGCUGAUUGCUUUGGCUACAAGCGGAAUUGGAACAUUGGCUAAUCACGAGGCUUUUGUUUCGGGUUAUGGAAAGACCUCAGAUUCUUCUGGACCAUCAAUUACUUUGAAUUAUCUCACGAUGAAAAUAAUUGACAAUUAUUCGUGCUCAAGAGUUUAUGGUCCUCAAGUUCAAUCUUCGACACUUUGUGCUGUCGGAAAAGCUUCUGUCAAUAAAAAUGUGUGCAGCGGAGAUUCAGGAGGUCCAUUGGUAAUCAAGCAAAAUGGAAAUUAUGUGCAAGUUGGGGUUGUAUCGUAUGUCGCAGCAGUUGGAUGUAGUGCAGGAUACCCAUCAGGAUAUGCAAGAGUUAGUUCGUUCCGUACUUGGAUCGAUCAGAAUACGAAUUGAUUUGAUUUUGUCGAAUAAAGUAAACUAAAGUGUUCAGUUGUC
This is a messenger RNA of Culicoides brevitarsis, 883 nucleotides long. Its product is annotated as trypsin alpha-3-like. Gene Ontology annotation, biological process: proteolysis. NCBI's taxonomy places the organism in Eukaryota, Metazoa, Arthropoda, Insecta, Diptera, Ceratopogonidae. The coding region runs from base 32 to 841 and encodes 269 amino acids. The record is from RefSeq and is a predicted model, not a curated record. Gene Ontology annotation, molecular function: serine-type endopeptidase activity. The transcript is spliced from 2 exons.